This is a messenger RNA of Schistosoma intercalatum, 1270 nucleotides long. The record is from the annotation of a GenBank genome assembly. NCBI's taxonomy places the organism in Eukaryota, Metazoa, Platyhelminthes, Trematoda, Strigeidida, Schistosomatidae.
AUGAUGAGUCCGCCAAAAAACGAAACUUAUAGCGGAUUCUUGGCAACUAUUUCAUUAGUGGUUGCGAAGGUGUCAGUAGCAGUUUAUCUUGUCAAACAGACGCCACCAAAUAUUUCAAGCUAUGAUUUUGUCAGAUUUCUUCAGAAUCGGUAUAUGAGAAGGGAGGAAGAAAAAGAAGCACUUAUUAAUUAUUAUUUCUUAAAUGAAAAGCGGCCAAGUGAUCACAAUUCGAACUGUGAAAUCAGCUUCAAAAUGGGGACUAAAACAAUAGACCUCAGCACCUAUACAGCUUUUAGUUCAAGUCAGCUAAAGAUGACUAAAUUCAAUCUGCAGAAUAUAAUGAUGCUUUCUACAAAUCAAACAGCUAAUCAGUUGAAAUAUUAUUUACAAGAAAUUUUAUCCUCAUCCUACAAUAUACUUUUUCAUGCUUUUAAAGCAAAUUGUGAGGAAGGAUUAAUUUCGUCAAGGAAACUGAAUACCUUCCUCAGUAUGAAACAAGAUGCAGAAUUUACAUUUCGUUUAUGGAUUAACAAAACAAUGGAGCUGCUAAACGAAAACCCGGAGAGUCUGAUUCAAUGUCUUGAUCUUUUAAGAAAAUUUGUUAUUUCCAGGGAUUUCUCUGCAGAAACAGAUAGUAGUCUUUGGGAUUCAACAAUACUUGAGUUAAAUUUGAUCCUUUCCAGUUCGUUCAAAGCGCAUCUAAACACACUAUAUCGUACUAGUAUUGCCCAAUUUACCACUGAGUUCAUAGAUGAUGUAUUAAAAAAACUCUGUGAAAAUUUUCAGACAUUAGAUUCAAAUCAUGGAAAAAUGCUGUUUCUCCAAGUUAGCAAGUGUGCCCAUAUAAUAUGGCUCUCCGUGAAUCUUUUAAAAUCUUUUGAUGAUGAUGAUCAAAUUUUCGACAGAACACAAGCCUUUCGGUGGGUACAGAUUUUAGACAGAUGGCUUGAAGCACAAAAACCAUCCACCAAUCAAGCAGAAAGGUUCUCAAUGGUUCAACUUACUGGAUUAAUGUUUACUAUAUUUGUUUUAAAAAAUAAAAUUAUCAGGCUCACUGCAAAGUUUUAAAAGACAAUAAUACUAGAAUACAUAAUGUGCAUUUGACUGGUUAACUUCGUUAAAUAUUUUGUACUGGAAUAAAUUCAAAUUUUUGAAAAGGAUAAUAGUUAAACCACUUAUGACUAACUUAGUUUUCCAAGUAACAUCUGUUGCUUGUCAGUAAGGAAUAAAAUUUGUUGAUUGAUGAAAUAAUGUCAGGAAAAAGACCUUU